GGAGAGUAAGCCCAGCGCGCAGCGUGCGUGCUGACGUCACUUCCUGCCGUUCCCAAAAUGGCGGCGCGCAGAGUUCUCCGGCUCGCGGAGCGCCAGGCGAGAUCGCUCCGCCCCUUGCCCCGCCCACCGCAGCGGAUCGGCCAAUGGCGAGAGGCCCAGGGCCUCUCCCCGAGUCCCUCCGGGCCUGGACCCCUCAGGGACCUCCCGGAUUGGAGCUUUUCGGACGGGCGCCCCUCCCCCCCCUGGCGGGGACAGGAACGGAGAAUCAGCGAGAGCCGAGAGCUGAUGGUGAAAAGGCUCCGCCCCCACCUGAGGCUCUGCCCACUUCUGGCCACGCCCACUCACCUUAUAAGAAGAAUGCAUGAUAUGCAGAUUUAUGCAAAUGAGAUGGAAAAUAAAAGCGGUUUUGUCGCUACGAAUGCGGACCGGCGGUUACUGGUUUGUACUGGGAGUUACUGGUUUGUACUGGGAGGGACUGGGGGGCAGGUGUGGCUCCGCCCACAUAGUUAAUAUGCAGAUUUAUGCAAAUUAGAUGCAAAAUUUACAACCUACUCCCUCGCUACUAAUUGGGAGUGCGGGUUACUGGUUUAUACUGGUUUGUACUGGGAGGGGGACACGAGGCAUCAGUUCACAUCCACCUCAUUAAUAUGCAAAUUUAUGCAAAUGAGGCGCAAAUUAAAAGUUUUUAGCCUCAAUGCAAAUCAAUAUUGGGCGUUACUGGUUUAUACUGGGAGGAACUGGGAGGGGGCGUGGCCACACCCCUUUCCCAUGUUCACCUCAUUAAAUAUGCAAAUUUAUGCAAAUGAGGCACGAAUUAAAAAUUGUUGCCUCAAUGCAAAUCAAUAUUGCGCGUUACUGGUUUGUACUGGGAGGAACUGGGAGGUGCGUGACCAUGCCUCAUUAAAUAUGCAAAUUUAUGCUAAUUACAUAAGAAACAAAGUGGACGCCAUUCCUGCAAAUUGGGAGCGCUUCUAACCCAGCCCGCCCGCCUCAUUAAUAUGCAAAUAUAUGCAAAUCCAGCCA
Messenger RNA from Taeniopygia guttata (zebra finch), 1023 nucleotides. NCBI's taxonomy places the organism in Eukaryota, Metazoa, Chordata, Aves, Passeriformes, Estrildidae. The record is from RefSeq and is a predicted model, not a curated record.